AUGACAGAAGAAUCCCUCGAAGAGAGAGGUGGAGGAAGCGGCGGUACAGAAAUUAGCAGUUCAACUGUUGAAUUUUUGCGUUCCGUUUCCCAAACAUUACGAAAUUUGGACGAUGCCAUUAAGCAUUCGAUUGAACAAUUAAGAAUUUUUAACAAUGAAACAAUGACAGAUUUAACAUUGAAAUUUGAACAAAUGAGACAUAAUGAAAGUCGUGUGAUAGGAUUAUUUGCACAUCAAAUUUUACUAUUAAGAAAAGAUGGUCAAAAUGGUGGAUUUAAUGGUGAAUACCCAAAGUUAGAUCGUUUUCUGACCGCAAUUGGUCUUAGUGAAAAAUCAAUUGAAUAUAUUGUGCGACGCACAACAUUCGAAGAUUUGAUCAAUAAUUCAUCACGUGAAAAAUUACUGUAUGACGCUCAAACAAACGAAACUGAAAGAAAAGAUUUUAAGAAUGCCCUACAAGCAUUGAAAGACUGCAUAAAAUAUUUUUCUCAAGGAGGCGGAAGAAAUGACGAUGGACGCUUUUUUUGGCACACUGAAAAACCGCCAUCGCCGCCAGUACCUUGCUCAUCGAUACUCCAUUCUGUUCGUCAACAUCGUUCAUCAGAUACCGCCUUACCAUUACCACCAAAUACUGAUACAAUUCGAUCAAAUUCUGUCUCAUCUAUAUCAACAGAAUUUGGUAAUAUAGCAAUCAAUCAGUCAUCCUCAUCCCCACACGUCCGACGUAAAGGAGCAUCAAAUAUAAACACUCCACCACCAUCUCGUUCAAAUCAUUUAUGUGUUAAAGAUAAAGGCAAAUGUGAACAUCCAAGUAAAAAAAGUUCUGUUGAUCCUACAGUAUUUAUGGGAAAUUAUGACCUUCAAUUACCAGAUGGUGCACCCUCAAGAAGAAGUUCUUACGGUUCAGAUACAGACAGUCGUCUGCCAUCAGGAUCAGCCACACCAAAAUCUCCCACAAUACGUUCGCCAACCAUGAGUGGAUCACCGUCAGCAUCGGCACAAAAUAGUGAUACGGAAUAUGAUUCCAGGCCACCAGAAUUACCGAUGUACAAUACUCGUUCACCUAUAACUGGCCAUAGAAUGGCUCAUAAAAUUCAACACAAAUACAAAUGUCAUAAAGAAUGUGUACAACAUGCUCCGCCUAAUUGUGGUUUGAAUGAAAUGAAACUAAGACGUGUUUUUGAUAAUUCAGAAAUACAAAAUGCACUUGCUAAUUCAAGUCCAUAUACUCCGUCGGACAGUACCAGUCCAACCUCAUCAACCCCUAUGUCGGCGCCUGGUAGUCCCGCACCAAAUCCAACGUCACCCUAUUAUAAUUUUAAUACAAAUCCACCGAUUUGUGUCAGUGAAUCAAUCUAUUGUACUCAAAAUGAUCCCGAUAGCUGGGUUGUUAUUGAAACAAGUAAAACUGUUCAAGAAUUUCCCGAAUCACAGUCUGAUAGUGACACAAGUUCUACAGCUCUAACAGAUACAUUAGGAAAAGUUGUUUCUACUCUAACAAAUGGAUUGGAAACGACCGUUUUACAACCACAACACAUUGAACCACAUCAUCCGAAUCGUGAUGAUUUAUUAAAAGCAAACCUUUUUGUUAAUUCAUUUGAUGAUGAAGAACCUGAUCCAGAAAAACGAAGCAUUAAUCUUGAAACAUCGUUACAAGAUUGGGUCAUCAUUUUUAAACAUAUUAAAAUAAUUGAAGAAGUUAAACGAUCAUCUGGCACACUACUCAAAGCUAACUGGCAUGGUGAAUGUGCUGUUCGAACAAUCAAACUUGAUACUAGUUUACCUGAAGUUGAAUUUCUUAAUCGUUUCAAAACUCAAGUAUUUCGUUUGAGAAAAGUACGCCAUGAACAUCUUAAUCUAUUUACAGGUGUAUGUAUUGAAAUACCUAACCUUGCACUAGCAUCAAAUUGGAUACGUGGAACGAACCUUUAUGAUAUGAUACAUAUACGAAAUGAUAAUAUACCAUUAAACUUAGCUGUACAAUAUGCAGGACAAAUAGCACAAGCAAUGAGUUAUCUACAUGAAAAAUCAAUUAACCACAUGUCAUUACGAACAACAAAUAUUUUUGUUCAAAAUAAUCGUAUCGUUUUAACCGAUUACGGUCUUGUACCGUUAAGUAAAUGUUACAAAUUUCUUAAAGAAAGUAAUGAACUUAUUAUUGCGCCAAGAGGAUGGCUCAGCUAUUUAGCACCAGAAAUAUUGAGAAAACUUGAUCCAAGAGAUGAAAAUUCAUUACUUCACCAUACACAAAAAACGGAUGUUUAUGCUUUUGGUACUGUGUGGUAUGAAUUACUAUUUCGUGAAUUUCCAUUUGCGAAACAACCACCAGAAUACAUCAUAUGGAGAGCUGGCAAUUCCCUCAAACAACCAUUAUCAAGCGUACAUAUCACAAAAAAUGCUAAAGAUAUUGUACAUCAAUGUUGGUCUUACUUGCCGGUUGAUCGUCCCGAUUUUUCAAGUCUAAAUAAAACAUUAACAAAAUUACCCGGUAAACGAACUUUAGUUCGAAGUCCAUCAACUCCAUUACAAUCUCAAGGCAGACAAGACAAUCAUAUAUAA
Molecule: messenger RNA, 2559 nt
Organism: Didymodactylos carnosus
Lineage: Eukaryota; Metazoa; Rotifera; Eurotatoria; Philodinida; Philodinidae
Source: the annotation of a GenBank genome assembly